This is a messenger RNA of Arthroderma uncinatum, 1035 nucleotides long. Its product is annotated as serine/threonine-protein kinase 6. Gene Ontology annotation, biological process: mitotic spindle organization; regulation of cytokinesis; protein phosphorylation. Gene Ontology annotation, cellular component: spindle midzone; spindle pole centrosome; chromosome passenger complex. NCBI's taxonomy places the organism in Eukaryota, Fungi, Ascomycota, Eurotiomycetes, Onygenales, Arthrodermataceae. The record is from RefSeq and is a predicted model, not a curated record. Gene Ontology annotation, molecular function: ATP binding; protein kinase activity. The transcript has 2 exons. Bases 1 to 1035 code for a protein of 344 amino acids.
AUGACUACAAAGGUGCUUGAGGCUCGGUUCGAGCAGUUGAACGUUAACGACGAGAACGAGCCGCCAGUCAACAGUCUUCACCUCAAGGCAAAGGGCGUGCCAUCAAAAUGUGGUCCGCCUUCAAACUCACACAGCAAUGCCAGCUCAAACCGGCCCAACCUUCUCAAGCUUGCGCUUCAAAACAACAACGAAUCCAAGUCUCACCGAAGCCCACUAGAAGAAGAGUCUCCCAACACAUUACGCAUGAACGAUUCAGCGGGCAACCCGAAAAAGUUCCAUCUCGGCAUGUUCGAGAUUGGCAAACCACUUGGCAAAGGAAAGUUCGGAAGAGUAUAUCUUGCCCGCGAGAGAUCUACGGGUUUCGUAUGCGCAUUGAAGGUGUUGCACAAGAGUGAACUCGUCCACGGCCACGUUGAGAAGCAGCUAAGACGUGAGAUCGAAAUCCAGAGCAACCUCCGACACCCAAACAUUCUCAGAUUAUACGGCCAUUUCCACGAUAGCAAGCGAGUGUUCCUCAUCCUCGAGUUUGCUGGGAAGGGAGAGCUUUACAAGCAUCUAAGAAAGGAGAACAGGUUUCCUGAAUGGAAAGCAGCCCAAUACAUUGCCCAGAUGGCUGCUGCCUUGAAGUAUCUGCACAAGAAGCAUGUUAUGCAUCGCGAUAUCAAACCAGAAAACAUCCUGGUUGGGAUUCACGGAGAGAUCAAGAUCAGUGAUUUCGGCUGGAGUGUACAUGCCCCAAACAACCGAAGACAGACGAUGUGUGGAACUCUCGACUACCUUCCCCCAGAGAUGUUGAAGCCCGGAUCCGGCGACAAGUGGUAUGACGAGAAAGUUGACCUGUGGAGCUUGGGGGUUCUUAUAUACGAGUUCAUCGUCGGUGAAGCUCCCUUUGAAGACUCACCAGUGAUGACGCACAGAAGGAUUGUCCGGGGAGAAAUGACUAUCCCGUCUUUCGUAAGCCCCGAAGCCAGGGAUCUUAUUAAGAAGGUAAAUGCUCUGCCUCUUUCCCCUAGCUUUUCACACGGGUAUCACUGA